UUGAAUAUUGAUUUGAAGAUAUCUCCGCUGCAUUUGGUGAUAUGUUGAUAAUUCGAUGCGCGUUAUUCACCUCAUAUGCUGACAAAUACACAGCACGACAUUCGGUUUGCGCUAUGUCAAGUCUGGUCUAGGUCAAAUCCAGAGAAUUUGCUGUUUUGCACAUUCUGUCCGAAACAUUCAAAUCGAGGUAUCUCCGCUUCUAUUGAAGAUAUGUCGACAAUUCGAUGCGCCUUACACAUCACAUAUGCAGCAAAGUACAGCGCAAAUCCUCUUGUUUACUCUGUGGAAACUCUGGUCCUGGACAAAUCCAAUGGUUUGCCGACAAAUCGAUGUGCCAUAUACUCCACAUUUGCUGCCAAAUACAGAACACGACAUCCGGUUUGCACUCUGUUAAAUCUGGUCUAGGUCCAGACCAGCCCAGUUACUGUUUUGCAUAUUCAUGCUUCAAUAUUCAAUUGAACGUAUCUCCACUGCUAUUCGAAAUAUGUCUUUAACCCCGUGCGCGGUAUACUCCAUAUAUGCUACAAAAUACGUGGAAUGGCAUCCAGUUUGCGCUAUGUCAACUCUGGUCUAGGUCAAGACCAACGUAGUUUCAGUUUUGCAUAUUCAAGCAUGAAUAUUCAUCUGAACGUGUCUCCGAUGCUAUUGGUGAUAUGUCGACAAUUCGAUGUGCGUUAUACAGGUCAUAUGCUGCCAAAUACAGAGCACUACAUCCGCUUAGCGCUAUGUGAAGCCUGAUCUAGGUCUAAUCCUGUGUACUUGCAUUUUUGCACAUUCGGUCUUCAAUAUUCAUCGAUUUGUCGGCAAUUCUAAAAUAGCAGCGGUAAUACGCUCAAUUGAAUAUUAAAGCUUAAAUAUGCUUCAAUGUAAUACCAUUGGAUUUGUCCAGGACCAGAGGUUUCACAGAGUAAACAAAAGGAUGUGCGCUGUACUUUGCUGCAUAUGUGAUGUAUAACGCGCAUCGAAUUGUCGACAUAUCACCAAUAGUGUCACGUCCCGCGCUACGCACGUGACGUAACGAAAACUACAAUAAGUAAAUUACAUGAGCAGUCAUUUUAACACACAAUAAACUAAAAAGAUUAUAAAAAUAAUAAAAUAAAAUAAAACACUAACAAAAGAUUAAUCAAAUGUAGACGCACGUGAUACUAUUACAUAAGGGCGACUAACGAUUUGGAAUAUACGUACAUAUAUAAGAAACGCGAAGAUACAUCAAAUAGAAUCAAUUAAAAAACUAAUUAAUAAACUA
This is a messenger RNA of Bombus pyrosoma, 1246 nucleotides long. RefSeq lists its product as uncharacterized. NCBI's taxonomy places the organism in Eukaryota, Metazoa, Arthropoda, Insecta, Hymenoptera, Apidae. The record is from RefSeq and is a predicted model, not a curated record. Bases 76 to 405 code for a protein of 109 amino acids. The transcript has 2 exons.